AAGAGGUGAAAGUCUUACCUCGCGAGUCGCUCCGCGUGAUAAUUGGGACGCGAUGUUUGCAACCCGCGAAGGGGAAAAAAGAUCCGCGGCGGUGACGCUCAGUUGAAUGUCAAAGGCAAGCAGCCUUGCCUCAUCUUACUGCGACCGCAUCCUCCGUUUUCCAGUCACGCACACCUGAGCCUCCUCAUCCCCACAUCUCCCUGUACACCCGCCCGCUGCUCCCGCAAACACAACACGCCGUUUCGCGCUCGUCAAACGAACGCGACCGCCCGCAAAGUUCUCGGACAACAAAACAGGACAGGUGUGCCGACUCGGAGAAGACCAACGUGGCUCGUGCGUACGUGAUGGCGUCGCUGCUCGCUGUGGUUAAUCUACUUUUUCACUAUGAUCAUUCUCUUUGCGAGCGGCUGCGUGACCCAGAGUGUGACCCGGAGUGUGACCCAGCGACACCUUGAGGAGUGACGCACCCCCUUGCUGACUUCAAAGCUGCCUAUCCUCACAAGGGUCAUGAAGAGUGCCGGAGCCUAUCCCAGCUGUCAACAGGCAGGAGGCGGGGCACAGCGUGAACUGGUCGCCAGCCAAUUGCAGGGCACAUAGAGACAGACAACAGCCGGUCUCAAAAAUCACACCUACGGGCAAUUUUGAGUGUCCAAUUAAUGUCGCAUGUUUUUAGGAUGCGGGAGGAAACCGGAGUGCCCACCCGGAGAAAAGCCACGCAGGCACAGGGGAGAACACGCAAACUCGGGACCUCAGAACUGCAAGGCCAGCGCUUUCCAGCUGAGACACCGUGCCGCCAACGAGUGGGUGCGUUAUAUUUGAAUAAUUUUAUUGUUACAUGAUUAUAAAUGGGAGCGUUUGAGGAGCGAUUAUGACAGCGAGACAUUCAGUCGUGCGUCGGAGAGCUUUUCAUUAGUGUUUGUGUGAGCAGUUGACGAGCGUUCAUGAGCCCAAAAAAAAUUCUAAAUUGUGUUUAAUAGUUUAUAAAAUUAAUCAUUAAUUAAUGAAUCAUUAAUAGUGUGUUAGAGACAUUUGAAUACUGAGACAAUUAAUCCUGAAUUAUGUCCAUAAUGGCCCCUCAUAAAAGCCACUAGCACGCUCAUUACCACAUUUUCACUCUUAUUCUCAUUCUGUGUACCACGACUAAAAUUUUUCCUGACCUGUACAUUUACAAAAUGUGCACUUUUAAUUUUAUUUUUACUUUUUUUUUUUUUAAUGCCAUUUCAACCCUGCGUGAAUAAACAGGGAACCAAUGAAAAGUUUGGUUCCAGGCGCCCGGUCACACAUUUGCGCCCGAGGUGUAGUGGAGCAGAGGUCAGCCGGUCUCGAGACGGAACGAAAGAAUCCGGAAUAUUAUCCGAAGCAUGUGAUUUUUGUACGGGGGGGCAUACGCAAAAGUUGUGGGCGCGCGUGUGUGAUCACACAUUUUGUCCGAGGACGGCCCCUGAACCGGCUCAGGGAGUUUGGAGGGAGCAGUUGACGGUGGGGCAGGGUGAGGAGAGCGAGGGUGGAAGGAGGUCCGGAGGCUCGGAGGGGGAAUUGACCUUCUCAAGCAGCCCAAAAAGUGACCGACCGAGUGCCAAGACUUCGUCAUGAGGACCGCGUUUCCAGUCCUGCUUCUCCUGGACCUCCUCGGGGUCUGCUUUAGCCAGUUCCCCCGCCCCUGCGCCAACGCCGAGGCCCUCCGGACCAAGGAGUGCUGCCCCGCGUGGGACGGCGACGGCUCCGCCUGCGGGGCCCUGUCGGGCCGCGGUUUCUGCGCCGAGGCGCUGGUGUCGGACGAGCCCCACGGGCCGCAGUACCCGCACAGCGGGAUCGACGAUAGGGAGCGCUGGCCUUUGGCGUUCUACAACCGGACCUGUCGCUGCGCGGGAAACUACGGCGGUUUCGACUGCGGCGAGUGCAGAUUCGGCUACUGGGGGGCCAACUGCGCAGAGUACAGGGAAUCGGUGCGGCGGAACAUCCUGACUCUGUCGGCCGCCGACCAACAAAAGUUCAUCUCCUACUUGAACCUGGCCAAGAACACAAUCAGCCCCGAUUACGUCAUCGCGACGGCGACCAGAGCGGAGAUGGGCGAAAACGGCGAGAAUCCCGCGUUCGCCGACAUCAACACUUACGACCUGUUCGUCUGGAUGCACUACUACGUGUCGCGGGACGCCUUCCUGGGGGGUCCGGGGAACGUGUGGACGGACAUCGACUUCGCCCACGAGUCCGCCGCCUUUCUGCCCUGGCACCGGGUCUACUUGCUGCACUGGGAGAACGAAAUAAGGAAGCUGACGGGAGAUUUGAACUUCACCAUCCCGUACUGGGACUGGAGGGACGCCGAGACCUGUGAGGUGUGCACGGACAACUUGAUGGGGGGCCGCAGCCCCUUCGAUCCCAACCUCAUCAGCCCGGCCUCCGUCUUCUCAUCGUGGAAGGUGAUCUGCACUCAGCCCGAGGAGUACAACAAUCGAGAGGCGCUGUGCAACGCCACAGGGGAGGGACCGCUGUUGCGUAACCCCGGCAACCACGACACCAACCGGGUGCAGCGACUCCCGACGUCGGCCGACGUGGACUUCGUCGUGGGCCUCCGCGAGUACGAGACCGGACCCAUGGACCGAUUCGCCAACAUGAGCUUCAGGAACGUCCUUGAGGGUUUUGCCAGCCCAGCGACGGGCAUGGCGCUUCGAGGCCAGAGCACCAUGCACAACGCCUUGCACGUCUUCAUGAACGGCUCCAUGUCCUCGGUGCAGGGAUCCGCCAACGACCCCAUCUUCCUCCUGCACCACGCCUUCAUCGACAGCAUCUUUGAGCGCUGGCUCCGAACCCACCAGCCCGAGCGGAGCCUCUAUCCGUUUUCCAACGCGCCCAUCGGCCACAACGACGGCUACUACAUGGUGCCGUUCCUGCCUCUCUAUCGAAACGGAGACAAUUUCCUCUCCACCAAAUCAAUGGGAUACGAAUACGCUUAUCUGCUGGACCCGGGCCAGAGAUUUGUAGAAGAAAUCCUGACGCCCUACCUGCAGCAGGCCCGGCAGAUCUGGCGGUGGCUGCUGGGAGCCGGCCUCGCCGGGGCGGUCGUCGCGGCCGCCGUUGCGGCCGCUUCCGUCGCGGCGAGGAGGAAGUGGAGACGGAGCCGGAGGAGGAAGCAGGCCUCCAUUUUCGGAGAGCGGCAACCGCUUCUCCAGAGCAGCUCGGAGGAAGGCUCGGCUUCGUAUCAGACGACUCUGUAACACGCGCACACACACGUCGGAGUUUAAAUGACAACAAUGGGACGUUUGACAGAUUUCCAAUUUUACAUCAUAUUGCAGCCGAAUCAAAAAUUUACAAACUUAUUUCCAUCACAUCACAGGUGAUAUAAAUCGAGAUUGUAGUCUUCGCCGCAUUUUGUGACGACCAAAACCAGAAUUGAUAAAUGAAGCGAAAAAGUCAUGUAAUGCAUCAACGUCACAAGUGGCGAUAAAGAUUAAUACGUACGUUGAUUUGGGCGCACCGACCGUCACGGAAUUUUGGAAACCCCAAGCUACGAUUCAUUCAUUCGCGAUGUGUUUCAAACAUUCACGAAUCAGAUACAGUGAGGAUGUGCGCGUAUACACGCGCCUGCACACUGGCAACCAAGUUUUAUAAACGUCCACAUCUUAAUAAUAGUAAUGGAACAAUACACCAACAAUAAUAAUGAUAAUAAAAUAGUAAUAACAGUAACGAUAAAAUCACACAUUUGAGUAAGCUCACUUCAAAAGAUGUUUGUUGAAUUUUAACACUCUCCAUAUACAGACAUGAAAUGGGUUUUAAUUACGAAUACAUUUGUACCGUAAUUCCCGGCCUACAGAGCGCACCUGAUUACAAGCUCCGCCCAGUACAUUUGUAAAGGAAAUACCAUUUGGUACAUGCCGUGUAAAAGCCGCAAGUGCCCACAUUGAAACGCGAGAUAUUUACAAAGAAAGACGGUACAUAGAGAGUUUAACGCUAGCGCUACCGCGAUAAUCCUAAUGCUAGCACCGGCGCGCUAAUGCUAACGAUAGCCCCGCGGCACUAACGACGCUUAAAAACCACUGAGACACCGCAGUAAGAGGCUAGCGCCGCCGUGCUAACUGAGCUGUUAAAAAAAAAAGACAUACUGAUAAUCACUGAGACGCCGCAGUAACACGCAAGUGCCGCUGCGCUAACAGGGCCGCUAAAAAAAAAAAAAAAAACAUACUGGUAAAAAGUCAAUGAGACACUGCAGUAACAUGCUAACGCUAGCAUGGCACGAACAAGGCCGGUUAAAAAAAAAAAAAAACAUACUGGUACAAAUCACUGAGACACAGCAGUAACACGCUAGUGCAGCGCUAACAUGGCCGGACCGGUAUAAAGUCAGUGAGACACUGCAGUAACAUGCUAACGCUAGCAUGGCACGAACAAGGCCGGUUAAAAAAAAAAAAAAAAACAUACUGGUACAAAUCACUGAGACACGGCAGUAACACGCUAGUGCAGCGCUAACAUGGCCGGACCGGUAAAAAGUCAGUGAGACACUGCAGUAACAUGCUAACGCUAGCAUGGCACGAACAGGGCCGGUUAAAAAAAAAAAAAAAAACAUACUGUUACAAAUCACUGAGACACGGCAGUAACACGCUAGUGCAGCGCUAACAGGGCCGGACCGGUAAAAAGUCACUUCCUCGGCACAUAUAUUCCACCGGUCUCGCUCUUACCUUUUCCACUAGAGUGCCCCCUUGCGGCCGUUAGAAAAAAAAAUGCACAAAUUAGCCGCAUCACUGCAUAAACCACAGGGUUGAAAGCGUGUGAAAAAAGUUGCGGUUUAUAGGCCGGAAAUUAUGGUAAUUAUUAUUGACAUUCUUAUGAACCAAUUUAAAAGGUAACGACCGUGUUUUUACACAAGUGAAGACAAUGAGCGAAGCGCUGGUGCUAAAAGGAUCGUAAUGCACGUGACCUUUCACAGACCCUUUAAGCGUGUGUGAGUUGCUACAUUAAAAUCAUUCCUGAGCCUCA
Messenger RNA from Syngnathoides biaculeatus (alligator pipefish), 4965 nucleotides. RefSeq names its product tyrosinase (gene tyr). The transcript has 9 exons. Bases 1590 to 3212 code for a protein of 540 amino acids. The record is from RefSeq and is a predicted model, not a curated record. Gene Ontology annotation, molecular function: tyrosinase activity. Gene Ontology annotation, biological process: melanin biosynthetic process; pigmentation. NCBI's taxonomy places the organism in Eukaryota, Metazoa, Chordata, Actinopteri, Syngnathiformes, Syngnathidae.